Molecule: messenger RNA, 1047 nt
Organism: Dermacentor silvarum
Lineage: Eukaryota; Metazoa; Arthropoda; Arachnida; Ixodida; Ixodidae
Exons: 5
Coding region: 1-1047 (348 amino acids)
Biological process (GO): DNA integration
Molecular function (GO): nucleic acid binding
Source: RefSeq, a predicted model, not a curated record
AUGGCCAAGAUGUGGGAAUUCGACGCAUUCCUGGAGGAUGGCGAUAAAGGCUUUGCUUCGUACGUGGAAAGAUUCGAGCACUACUGCGAAGUAGCCAACGUACAAGAGGAGAAGCUUAAGAAGUCGGCCUUCAUAACGGCCAUUGGCAAGAAGGCGUACAAGACGCUCAAGGAUUUGCUUCUACCGGCGACCCCUGCGGAGAAGGGUCUCGAAGACCUGGUCAAGGUACUCAGUGACCAUUACGAGCCUGCAAGCCGAAUCAUCGCAGAGCGAUUCAGAUUGAACAGGCGGUACCAAGCGGAAGACCUAUGGAAGCAGCUAGUGAAUCCUCCCCCGCUCACACCGUCUACGGUUAAGCUGAAGACUUACGGAGGAGCACCGCUGGAAGUGAAGGGGCAAGCCGAGGUUCCGGUCGAGUACAACGGACAGCGCAAGAUUCUACUAGUAGUUGUGGUGCCAGGAAACAAGCCAGCGCUACUUGGACGCGAUUGGAUUGAGAACCUAGACGUCGACUUGAAUGGCAUUCACAUGGUGCAAGCGGAGCUUACGGCUGACAACCUUGUGAAAAGUGCACCAGCAGUAUUCCAAGCAAUCAUGGACGAGUUGCUGAAGGGAUUGUGUGGAGUAGUUUGUUACCUUGACGAUGUGCUUAUCACAGGUGCCAACUACAACGAAUGCCUGACACGUGUAGAAGCAGUCCUGCAGCACUUCGAGAAGCACGGCGUCAAACCAGAAGUGCUAAAGCUUUUGUACGAGGGUCACCCUGUUUUCCUCAGAUCCAAUGCUGUGCAACACGUCAAGACACCUCCGUACCAUCCGGCUUCGAAUGGGGCAGCAGAGAGGCUCGUCCAGACGGUAAAGAAGAACCUGGUACGCCAACUGCGAGACGAGAGGCGCUCGGGGCAAGCCCGAACCAUUCAACACCGGCUGGACCAGUUCCUCUUCACAUGCCGCAACACGCCAUGCUCCACGACUGGUAAGACUCCGGCACAGAGUUUCGUGUCUUGGGCACCCGGACGCGUCUCAGCAUUUUGCACCCUGAAUUAG